AUGCCGCCGCGCAUACUCCUUGCCAAACCGUCACCCGCAAAUCGCGCCGCUUCGGACGCGCAAUCGUCCGCUAGCGGCGCUUCCGAACGACCGCUUCCGCCCAGCACCGCCGCUGGUGCUCCGGGAAAUUUCCGCGCAUCUCCGCCCGCGAGCGUGGGGGACGGCAAAGCCUCCGCCUCCCCCUUCCCGUCCCCCGCAGACGCUUUCCGCCACAGCACAGGCGCGGCUCCGCAAGUGUCGAUCGCGCGACCUGGGAUUUUAACGGCUAGUGGCAUUUUGCCGUACGUUAGUCAGUAUGCUGGCGCUGCGAGUACGAGUGGAGCUGGAAAUCCCGCCGCAAUUGGCGGCGGGACCGGCGGCGGCGGAGCUGUAGGAGGCUUUGCGCACGGCACGGGGAGGGCGCAUGGCGGGGGUUAUGGCGGAGGCGCGGGAGGGUACAGCGCAGGGGGGACCGGGGGAGCAAGCGCGGGGGGGAGUGGAGGCGCUGUGCGCAUUCUAAGAGAUGACAGGGCGGGGGGAGGCGCGGGGGCAGCGGGGGCAGGUGGCAGGUACUCAGGUGAGUUCUCGCAUGAACUAGGUGCGAUCGCAAUGUGCGUCUCCUUCCCUCUCUCCCACGCACACACCCCUCUCCUCUCCCCCAGCCUCUCUCAGACACCACGGUCUCCCCUCCCCCUUCCCUUUCCCCUCCCCCUCCCCCUCUCCCACCCCCACUCCCUCCCCCUCUCCCUCCUUUCCGCCCGCCCCUCCCACCAGGCUCUUUCACAAAACACGGACUUAACAGUGCUGGCAGUGGCGCUCUCAGACACAUGGCACGGACUUCACAGUGCUGGCAGUGCUGUGCUGGCAGUGCUGUGCUGGCAGUGCUGUGCUGGCAGUGCAGGGUCCUCCCUCCCUCUCUCCUCGUCAGUUCCCCUCGCUCAACAGGGUCUCCCCUCCCUCUCCCGCUCCCCACACCUCCCCUUUUCGUCCCAGGCUCUUUCAGACAACACGGACUUCACAGUGCUGGCGGUGCUGGGACCGCCCUCCCUCGGCAAGUCAUCGCUUCUCAACGCACUUGCUGCCGCACACAUCCCCGCACAUGCCGCUGCUGCUGGUGAGCGCACUGCUGCUGGGCCCCUGGGGGGGGUGUUUGCGGUGGGGGGCGAGGAGCAGGUGUUGGCAGGGCGGCACUGCAGCAGUGGCGUGGAGGCGCAUGUGACCAUGGAUAGACUGCUGCUCAUAGACACGCAGCCCAUCAACAGCGCCUCUCUCCUGCUAGACGUCACGCGUGCUGACGGAACGGCCAGUAUCGACAUCGUCCCUCCUCGUCCUCCUCAUGCCGCCGCCGCCGCCACUGCCGAUGGUGAUGCUGCUGCUGCUGCUUAUGCGGGGGAGGCGGGCGAUUCUUCUCUGAUCAGUGCUGAGCUCGCUCACACCAUCAUGGGUCUGCAACUAGGGGUGUUCCUCUUCUCCGUGUGUCACCUGGUGAUCGUGGUGUGUGAUGGAAUAAACGACCGUGCCACCUGGGAGUACAUCCAGACCGUUCAAAUGCUGCGCCUCUCCCCAUCUCAAAGCCCCUGGGGCGCUUCAAAGGCUGCUGUGACCUCAGCUGCUGCUGCUGCUGCUGGUGCUGCUGGUGCUGGUGCGGCUGCUGUUGGCCCGUCUACUGGAGGGGAUCACAGGGAGAGCGGAUGUUGGGUGGGAGAUGAGAUGGUUUUGGGGAAGGAGGGAGAGGAGAGCUUCAGUGGCGAUGCUCUCUUUGUGUUUGCCAGAGUACCCCCAUCGGACUUAACACCCAGUCAUCUCUCCUCCACCCUCUCGCACCUCUCCUCCCUCCUCUCCCACACCACACUCCUCACCCCACCCUCGCGGCUCAUCACACCGCCGCUCCCUUUCACCUCCGCUCCUCUCGCCCCUCCUCCUCUCUUGCCGCUCGGGUCUGGUAAGGAGGGGGGGAGAGGAAGCAGAGGGAGUAGAGGAAGGGGAAGGGGAAUCGAGAGAGGAGGGAGCAGAGGGAGAGGAGGGAGAGGGAGAGGGGGAAGAGUAGGGUACUUGAAAGGGGGGCAUGGUGAUGGUGAGAGGGUUGAGGGUGGGGCUACUCAUGGGGUUAACCCUAAACAGCACAUGCAGGAGGAUGGAGGAGCAGGAGGAGCAGGAGGAGCAGGAGGAGCAGGAGGAGCAGGAGGAGCAGGAGGAGCAGGAGGAGCAGCAGCAGGAGGGAGGGCGAGUGGAGAAUGGCAGAGCAGCAAGCAUGGCAGUGGUUUGCAGGACAGCAAGCGAGGCAGUAGAGGUGGUGGUGGUGGGAAGGAGGAGGAGGUGGAGGAGGGGUCGGUCAGCUUCUGGGUGCUACCGUCAGAAGACCCCUGGGCGUGGGCGGAGGGUGCUGCUGUGAAUGCAGUGUUGGGAGGCGGGGGAGGGGGAGGGGGGUUGGGGAGAGUGGCAGGAGGCGGUGGAAUGGGGUCGUUGAGUGGUUACAGACAGCAGCUGAAGCACAAGAUCUUGAGCAUGCACAAGAAGCCAUUCCCAGAGCCAGUAACAGAGAGGGAGUGGGCAAUGAGAGCAGCAGCAGCGUGGGGUGCUGUGCGCACAUCACCCCUCAUCGCACAAUUCGCUCACUUCCUCCAAGCGUCUCCGCUCUUCCAACAGCCAUAG
Messenger RNA from Closterium sp. Naga37s-1, 2631 nucleotides. Lineage: Eukaryota; Viridiplantae; Streptophyta; Zygnematophyceae; Desmidiales; Closteriaceae. The record is from the annotation of a GenBank genome assembly.